GGUUCACGCAGGAGUUGUACUACGCUUAUUUAUUUAUCUAAAAUGGAUGCCUGUUGUUUCCAAACCCAUUGUGGAAGUGGAAGUGUGUAAUUAGAACGUCAUAGCUAGCCAGUGCGCCCCAAAGUUAUAUUUUUAGACAAAGCGUAACGUCUUAAUAAUAAAGCUAGCAAAGUGUUCGGCUGCGGAGCUGUGACUUGCCAGCUGGCUUGGUGGUUGCAGGCCGGAGACGGUAUUGUUGCUGGAAGAGUGAAUGAAUACCAAGGGAUGAUAGCGAUGCAACGAUACCUUUGGUAACUGAAAUUGUUAGCUGGAUAGCUGACAAAGUCUGAUACCACUAUUAUCACAAUCUAACACGCUAUCCGGUGCUCAUUUGUCCGAGUCUAGUUGUAUGAGUUAACGUAGGGAAACAUAAUUGUAAAGGUAGCUAAAUAAAGCGAAGUAACGUUAGCUUAGCCAGCUAUUGGGCUCGGAUCAUUUUGUGAUAAACGAAAAAAUGACUUCAGCUUCUACUAAGGUUGGGGAAAUCUUCUCGGCAGCCGGCGCUGCCUUCACCAAACUCGGGGAGCUCACCAUGCAGCUGCACCCAGUGGCAGACUCCAGUCCGGCUGGAGCCAAGUGGACGGACACUGAGAUUGACAUGCUGCGAUCGGCCGUGAGGCGCUUUGGUGACGACCUGAACUCUAUCAGCUCCGUCAUCAAGGAGCGUACUGUCAGAGCCCAGAUCAAGACCACGGUGAAGAGGAAGCUAUAUGAGGACAGCGGGGUGCCCCUCUCCUCUGACUCCCCCAAGAAAUCCACCAAGAAGACGGUCGUGGCCUCGGCCGCCCCCCCUGCCGUCAUCACCGUGCCCACCUCCCAGGUUGUCGUGACAACAGGGCUUCAGGGUCCCUCCUCUGCCCCACCGGCUAUCAAGAAACAGAAGACAGCAGCAGACGUGACUUUGAGCGCGCUCAAUGACUCGGACGUGAACAGCGACCUCGUAGACAUAGAGGGGUUGGGCGAGGGCACCCCUGCCAAGAAACUCAACUUUGAUCAAGAGAGCCUCAGUCUGGACUCCAGCUUCAUUAUGAACUCCAGUGACCUCCCCCUCCUGUCCCGCUGACCCCGCCCCACACCUCCAUACAAUGGCACCUGUUCAGGAGGGGAAGAAGCGUCUCAAAGACAGGUGAAAGGUGUGGCCCAGGCCCAAGGAAUCCACUCUCCCCAGUCCAGCCGACCGUCAGUGUUGAACUGUAGCUCAACUUUUUUUAAUUCUUGACUUUUUUAGAUGUAACAUUAGAAUGAAAAACUUUUUUGUUGUUGUGGGAAAGUGUUUUCAUCUGUGAGCAUACAAGAUAUAUAAUUUAAAAAAAUGGAAAAACUAAAAAGACACUUCUGCUCUACAGCACAACUAAAAGAAGAAACACAACUUCACAGUUCCUGUGCUGGAAAAUUUUGGCUGGAGACACACAAGUUGACCAGUUAAAGCAAAUUGCCCAAGCUUAUACUGCAUCCAUCAUCAGAAUAUUUUUCUGAAAGAGCUUUUCUUUUUUGCUUGCAUUUGUCAAAUGUAUAUAUGCAUUUUUUUUCUCAGAUCACUUCUGUCGCUUUUUCACUCUUCCUCUCCUGUGCUGACCCCUACCUUGAUCUGGCAGUAGCAUGAGGUUAAUUUAUGUACUUCUAAAAGGCAGCUUCUUGCCCACCAAGUGGGAAAUGGUAGCAUUUGGAGUAAAACCACUGGGGUAGUUCUUGCCAUUUAUGUUUUGGCCACUGUUCAGGUAGUGCCUGAUGAACUCCUGGAAUCCUAGAGGAGUUAAUUUUCCUGUCCAGGUGAGUUCAGGUAAACUUAUGAACAGAUCUUGUGUAGCACCACACCCCUGUGUCUGAGUGGCUGGGUUAGUUGGUUUCCACUUUAUUCCUAAUUAGUUUGUUUUUUAUUUUGUUUCACAUAAGUAUCCUUUUAUAAGUAUCAUUUUCCCCACAGCAUUUUGUGUGUGUAUGAACAUGUAUGUCCCUAAGUGAGUGUGUAAAUAAACAUCCCAAGACACUGUGCUGUACUAUACAAUAUCACAAGUCUGCCAGCAUCAGUACGUGCUAUGUCGAUUUGCUGUACAUUAGUUAUGAACUGGCUGAGAUGUUGAGCUUAGUCAACACUGAAAGCUAAACAAAGUUACUUUUUUAAUGUUUUAAACUUUUACUCUGGAGUUGUUCAUUUGUCUGUGCAGUUUUAUAUUGGGGCUUUUUUGGUAAUAAGUAUAAGCAGUUUCAUUUUGAGUUGACAGUUUAAGAACAAUAAAAUAAGCGUAGCCCAUUGAUUAGUCUGGUCAGCACACAAAGGCUUUAUGCCAGCCAUGAGAGAAAAAAGUGUGGCUCCACUUAUGUGAAUGUAUUCAUUUGUAUAAAUCCAAGUAUAAGUUUGGUUUUAUCUAAAACAUUUUGUUAGUCAUGUUAGUCUAAUUAAAACUAAUGCGUGAACUCAAUCAUUAUCUUUGCAAGAAAGUUUGGAAAACUUGGAUGUGUGCCUUAGAAUAUUAUGCUGAGAUAUUUAUUAUCAGGCUUGUGCUUCAUAGAAGGUACCUUUUUUCCACUACAAUGAGAUGACUUUUGAAUCCGUCUUUACCAAUUUUAGGAAGGGCACUAGGACAAGAAAUAUACAAAUGCACUCUAAAGCAAAACUGAUCCACCUCCAUAUUUCAUAGAUCAUGUUGUUUCAACAUGAAUUUCACCUUUUUUUACACCAAACAUACUACUGAUGAUGAUGUCCAGUAAGCUCAAUUUUAGUUUUGAAAUGAACUUUUUUAGCUUUCAGUUUUGAAAUUAAUUUUCAAAUUUUCAGUUCUGACCAGAAAACAUGGUUCCAUCUGUUUGUCAGAAUUUGCAUUUUACUGUCUGUGUCUGUAGAAGAGGGCUCUUCCUUGAAACACUGCCAAGUUUUGUCACACACCAGAUCCAUGCAGCCAGUUUCUAAGGGUAGCUUGUGUCUCAAUACCAGACCUAAAAAAUUUUUCCAAAGUCCACCUGGCACAUUGGUGGGUAUGCAUGUGACCUCAAACUCCAUAUAUUGUGCAUGAAUGGUACAGCAGAAACCUGGUAGGUUUCUUGAAUUUUUACCCUUACUAAAGGAUGUCAGCAACAUUUUGUCUGAAAUUUAUCACAAUUCUCUGAAUUAAAACAUGAUAUUGAAUGCACUCAGUGGCCCCAGAAAAAAACUAUAUACUACUGUUCAGUGUCAUGUUGGGUUAUAAACAGUAUAAAAAUGUUAAACCACAUUAUGUUAUAUACACAUUUUAUACUCACAUGCAUUAAAUGGGUUAUAUACACACAUACA
Megalops cyprinoides (Indo-Pacific tarpon) is the source of this 3307-nucleotide messenger RNA. Its product is annotated as chromatin complexes subunit BAP18-like. NCBI's taxonomy places the organism in Eukaryota, Metazoa, Chordata, Actinopteri, Elopiformes, Megalopidae. The record is from RefSeq and is a predicted model, not a curated record. The transcript has 6 exons. Gene Ontology annotation, cellular component: NURF complex; MLL1 complex. The coding region runs from base 494 to 1102 and encodes 202 amino acids.